AUGGAUAUCUGCAAUAACCACUUGGGGCUUCCAUCAACUAAAUGGCCCGAUGUUUGCCGUUACGAAGCCUUUCUCAGUUUCAGAGGAGGAGAUAUUCGGGGGGGCUUCGUUGAAUUUCUCUACGAAGGCCUCGCUGAUUCAGGGAUCAUUGCAUUUAUCGAUCAUCGUGGGAUCGAGGUCGGAGAACAUAUCAUGCCUAAGAUCUUACAAGUGAUUGGGAAAACGCAGAUCUGCAUUCCCAUCUUCUCCAAAGAUUUCGCUUCCAGUAAGAGUUGUCUGAAGGAGGUAGAGAAAAUGGUGGAGUGUGACAGGACAAUCAUGCCCAUUUUCUACGACGUCUCCCCUUCGGUGGUCGGUGAACAAAAGGAGAGUUAUCGGCAGUCCUUCCGCGACCAUGUGGCCGAUGGAGUGACGUCAACGACUAUAAACAACUGGAAGAAGGCUCUGCAUAGUGUUUCAAGAAAACGAGGAUGGGAAUUGGAGAAAUUCCAGCACGGGCAGCGUGAACUUAUAAAUGAGGUUGUUUCCACGGUCCGCCGGUUGUUGAGGAAGGAUGACUUAUAUGUGACGGCACAUUUAGUGGGGAUGGAUCAACCUGUGCAAGAGGUGAUGAGAAAACUUGGUGUUGGCUAUGAAAAUGGAGAAGUAAUUAAAGGGCAAAUGGUGACAGGAAAACGUGUGGUUGAGAUAUCGGGCCUUCCAGGAAUUGGUAAGUCGACUCUUGCCGCGGUUGUCUACAACAAAAUCCAUCAUCUCUUCGAAGGUAAGAGUUUCCUUAAAGAGGUUGAGCAAACGAGACUCCUGUCUCUCCAAGAAGAUUUAGUUAGUGGCCUCCAAAAGAGAGCAUACACGUUCAAAUCUCCUGCUGAAGGUAACGAAUUUAUCAAGUACAAAUUUGGAGAUCUAAGAGUUCUCAUUAUUCUUGACGAUGUUAGUGAUUUUAAACAAAUCAAUUCACUAGCUGGAGAUCUAAGUUGGUUUGGUCCAGGAAGCAGAAUCAUUGUAAUAUCUAAGAGAAGUAAUCUUGUUGACAACCAUAAUCAGCUAUUUUGUAGUGUUCUUAGAGAAAAACCUCUUAAAAAGGAAUUCUCCUCUUUGGUAUGUGAAAUUAUAUCGGCUGUUGGAGGAAUUCCUCUGGUUAUUGAGGUGGUUGGUUCAUUUUUACGUGGAAAGCCCAUAGAAUUUUGGAAGGAGGCAAUGGGUAGAUUGAAACGAGAGCCUUACACUGCGGAAGUAAAACGAAUUCUGAAGAGAAGAUAUGAAGAUUUAGAAAAAAAUGCCCAAGAGAUAUUUCUUGAUGUAGCUUGUUUUUUUGUGGGAAAGGACAAAACAAUACCAUCUUACAUGUGGGAAGCUUGUGAAUAUGAUCCUUAUAGUGGAAUCAACGAGCUUCACGACUUGUCUUUGGUCAAAACCAGAGAAAACAAUGAAUUGUGGAUGAAUAAUCAACUAAAAGUCCUUGGGAGGGAUAUUGUCAAGGAGGAAAAUCCAAGUGAACCUUUCAAGCGGAGCAGGUUAUGGAAUGAGGAGGAUAUCGAACCAGUAUUGAAUGAAAGGAAGGUAAAUUUUGAAGACAAGAAGGAUUGGCAGGACUCUGCAAGUGAAGCCCUCAGUGCCACAUUCGACAAACCCCAUUUAUUUCCUGAACGUAGAUUCUUUUGUGAGUUCUCGAAGCUUAGGUAUCUUAAAAUGAACCACGCUAUUGUCAAAGCAUAUAAGCAGAGUGCAAAGAGCUCCAGAGAGGAUUUUUACCUUCGAAGGUUAAAGUGGCUUGAAUGGCAAGGGUGCAACGAUAUCUCCAGUCUACUUGCUUUAGAUAUGUCAAAAUUGAUCGUUCUUGAUUUGUCUGGGAGUACCUCCAGCCAUUGGCAGUGCUGGACACCAAUUAUGAUGCGGGCCAAGAACUUGAAAGUUUUGAUCCUAAAAGAUUGUCGUUUGCUAAUGGAAUCUCCAUUUUCCCAUGCUGCUGUGACCUUAGAGAGACUAAACCUGGAACGUUCAACAUUACCUACGUGUGCUGUGAGGUCCAUUAGCGAGCUAAGGAACUUAGUUUCUUUGAAUAUCAAGUUCUGUAGCUUCGUGCAAGAGCUGCCAAAAGAUAUAGGUUCCUUGGAAGCUUUGAAAGAGCUAUACAUCGAUGGAACUCCCAUUAAAGCCAUUGAUAUCGCAGAGGGUUCCUAUGGGAAGCUUAAAAUUCUGAGUGCUUGCAACUGCGAAUUCUUGUCUCUACCCAGUUCAAUUGGUAACUUGAAAUCUCUUUCGUACCUGGCAUUAAACGAGACUAAACUGAGUGAGCUCCCUUGUUCUAUCGGAUUGUUGGAGAAUCUCCAGACGCUAUCUCUGAGAAACUGUAGGAGCUUGUGGAAAUUGCCGGAUUCCAUUGGAGACCUCAAAAGCUGCAAGUCAUGGAUCUUUCAAGCACAAUAG
Molecule: messenger RNA, 2427 nt
Organism: Eucalyptus grandis
Lineage: Eukaryota; Viridiplantae; Streptophyta; Magnoliopsida; Myrtales; Myrtaceae
Product: disease resistance protein RPV1
Exons: 5
Coding region: 1-2427 (808 amino acids)
Biological process (GO): defense response; signal transduction
Molecular function (GO): ADP binding
Source: RefSeq, a predicted model, not a curated record